This is a messenger RNA of Doryrhamphus excisus (bluestripe pipefish), 4313 nucleotides long. RefSeq names its product UDP-N-acetylglucosamine--peptide N-acetylglucosaminyltransferase 110 kDa subunit. Gene Ontology annotation, molecular function: protein O-acetylglucosaminyltransferase activity; protein binding. Gene Ontology annotation, biological process: protein O-linked glycosylation. NCBI's taxonomy places the organism in Eukaryota, Metazoa, Chordata, Actinopteri, Syngnathiformes, Syngnathidae. The record is from RefSeq and is a predicted model, not a curated record.
UGGCGAAAAACUGAGUCACACCCACUUCGCCAUUUUGUAUUCCUUGGCUGCAUUGUUGGAAGAGACAAGUAGCUUUCGCUUUAAAAAAACGCAUCUAAUGACUGUCGGAAAUCUUUGAUAGAAUUUGUUACUCGUUUUAUUACCGUGUACUAAAGUCAGGUUUCACAUAGCAGAGCUUGACACCGCAAAAAAUAGAGCUAACGGCUCGCUGCUUUGGCUAGCAACGCGGUUGCUGCUAGCGAACGACAAAGAACGUAUUUUCCUCUUAAACUGUAAACCUGCCGGCUGACACGUUGACGUCCACCGUGCAAGAAGCGAAGACCGAGGAGAUGGCGAGCCCCGUGGGGACCGUGGCUGACAGCACAGAACCGACAAAACGUAUGCUUUCCUUCCAAGGGUUGGCUGAGCUGGCACACCGGGAAUAUCAGUCAGGGGACUUUGAGGCAGCAGAGCGCCAUUGCAUGCAACUAUGGCGCCAGGAGCCUGAUAACACGGGCGUGCUGCUGCUCCUGUCCUCCAUUCACUUCCAGUGCAGAAGACUUGACAGGUCUGCCCACUUCAGUACAUUGGCCAUCAAACAGAACCCAAUGUUGGCGGAGGCGUACUCUAACCUGGGCAACGUGUACAAGGAGCGAGGGCAACUUCAGGAGGCCAUCGAACAUUACCGUCAUGCUCUGCGACUGAAACCAGAUUUCAUCGACGGCUACAUCAACCUGGCAGCAGCUCUGGUUGCCGCCGGGGACAUGGAGGGAGCAGUGCAGGCUUAUGUGUCCGCAUUACAGUAUAACCCUGAUCUGUAUUGUGUGCGUAGUGACUUGGGCAACUUGCUUAAAGCACUUGGACGCUUGGAAGAGGCCAAGGCUUGCUACCUGAAAGCCAUUGAGACUCAGCCCAACUUUGCAGUGGCUUGGAGCAACCUGGGUUGUGUGUUCAAUGCCCAGGGAGAGAUAUGGCUGGCCAUACACCAUUUUGAAAAGGCUGUGACUUUGGACCCAAAUUUCCUUGAUGCUUACAUCAAUUUAGGAAAUGUUUUGAAGGAAGCCCGAAUCUUUGACAGAGCUGUGGCUGGAUAUUUGAGAGCCCUCAGUCUUAGUCCCAACCAUGCUGUUGUACACGGAAACCUGGCCUGUGUCUACUAUGAACAAGGCCUCAUUGACCUGGCUAUUGACACCUACCGUAGAGCCAUUGAGCUUCAACCCCACUUCCCAGAUGCGUACUGUAAUUUGGCAAAUGCCCUGAAAGAGAAAGGCAAUGUGUCUGAGGCAGAAGAGUGCUACAACACAGCUUUGCGUUUGUGCCCAACCCAUGCAGACUCCCUUAACAACUUGGCUAAUAUCAAGCGUGAGCAAGGCAACAUUGAGGAGGCUGUUCAGCUGUACAGGAAAGCCCUAGAGGUGUUCCCAGAGUUUGCUGCUGCUCACUCCAACCUUGCCAGUGUUUUGCAGCAGCAGGGGAAACUUCAAGAAGCCCUCAUGCACUAUAAGGAAGCUAUCAGAAUCAGCCCCACAUUUGCAGAUGCCUACUCAAACAUGGGCAACACGCUUAAAGAAAUGCAAGAUGUGCAAGGAGCGCUCCAGUGCUACACACGUGCCAUCCAGAUCAACCCUGCUUUUGCUGAUGCUCACAGCAACUUGGCUUCAAUACACAAAGAUUCUGGAAACAUCCCAGAGGCCAUUGCUUCUUACCGCACAGCCUUGAAACUCAAGCCUGAUUUUCCUGAUGCAUACUGUAACUUGGCACAUUGUUUGCAGAUUGUGUGCGAUUGGACAGAUUAUGAUGAUCGGAUGAAGAAGCUUGUGAGCAUUGUUGCUGACCAGCUAGAAAAGAAUCGCUUGCCAUCAGUGCACCCUCAUCACAGUAUGUUAUACCCGCUCUCUCACGGCUUCCGCAAGGCCAUUGCUGAGCGCCAUGGAAACCUUUGUCUGGACAAGAUCAAUGCAUUGCACAAACCUGCCUAUGAGCAUCCCAAAGAUCUGAAGGCCAGUGGUGGACGUCUGCGUAUUGGUUAUGUCAGCUCAGACUUUGGCAACCAUCCAACAUCUCACUUGAUGCAGUCCAUACCUGGGAUGCAUAAUCCUGAGAAAUUUGAGGUGUUUUGUUACGCACUGAGCCCUGAUGACAGUACCAACUUCAGAGUGAAAGUUGUGGCAGAGGCUCAUAAUUUCACAGACCUCUCACAGAUUCCUUGCAAUGGAAAGGCAGCUGAUCGAAUUCACCAGGACGGUGUCCACAUUCUGGUUAACAUGAAUGGAUAUACCAAGGGAGCCAGAAAUGAGCUGUUUGCGCUCCACCCUGCACCAAUUCAGGCCAUGUGGCUAGGUUACCCUGGAACCAGUGGUGCACCCUUCAUGGACUACAUCAUCACCGACAAGGAGACAUCACCUAUUGAAGUAGUGGAGCAAUAUUCUGAGAAGGUUGCCUACAUGCCACAUACAUUUUUCAUUGGAGAUCACGCCAACAUGUUUCCUCAUCUCAAGAAAAAGGCAGUGAUUGAUUUCAAAUCAAAUGGACACAUCUUUGACAACCGCAUUGUUCUCAACGGUAUUGACCUGAAGGCCUUCUUGGACAGUCUGCCCGAUGUUAAAGUGAUUAAGAUGAAAUGUGACAACAAUCAGGAACCAGCGACAGACACAAAUGGAGCUUUGUCUAUGCCGGUGAUCCCCAUGAAUACGGCUGCUGAAGCAAUCAUCAAUAUGAUCAACCAAGGCCAAAUACAGGUCACCAUCAACAGCUUCACUGUCAGCAAUGGCCUUGCCACCACACAGAUUAAUAAUAAAGCUGCCACUGGGGAGGAAGUGCCACGCACAAUAGUCGUGACCACCCGCUCCCAGUAUGGUCUUCCAGAGGACUCCAUUGUUUACUGCAACUUCAACCAACUCUACAAGAUCGAUCCUCCAACUCUUCAGAUGUGGGCCAAUAUCCUAAAACGUGUGCCCAACAGUGUAUUGUGGCUUCUUCGGUUCCCCGCUGUGGGGGAGCCUAACAUCCAGCAGUAUGCUCAGAACAUGGGUCUGCCAGGUUCUCGCAUCAUCUUCUCUCCAGUGGCCCCCAAAGAGGAACAUGUUAGGAGGGGCCAGCUGGCUGAUGUGUGCUUGGACACGCCUCUGUGCAAUGGUCACACCACAGGCAUGGAUGUUCUCUGGGCUGGAACACCCAUGGUCACGAUGCCAGGUGAAACCCUUGCCUCACGAGUGGCUGCUUCACAACUCAGCUGCCUUGGUUGCCCGGAACUUAUUGCCCAUACACGGCAGGACUAUGAGGACAUAGCAGUCAAGUUGGGCUCUGACAUGGAAUACCUGAAGAUGAUCAGGGCACGUGUUUGGAAGCAGCGCAUCAGCAGCCCUCUCUUCAACACCAAACAGUACACCAUAGACCUGGAAAGACUGUAUCUGCAGAUGUGGGAGCACCAUAGCAACGGCAACAAGCCGGAACAUCUGUUCAAAGUCCACACGGUAGAUGGUAGCGACAACGCCUGAACUGUUAAGCCCUCCAUUUCCUCGUAAUUAUUCACAAUACCACCACCAAUAUAAUCCUUCCCACCGUCAUUUUUCAAAGCAUAAAAAUGCAAGCUUGAAUGGUUUACUUGCAGCACCCUUCCAGUGAAAUACAUGUUUCACAUGCUCUUUUAAUUGGGACCCAAGGAUCAAGAACACAAAUACCCACCUUAGUCCCCAUCAUAACGUUUUAUCCCUUUGUUGUUGUGUAUCCUGAGUGAUCUUGGAAGGCAUGACAGACUUGAGUGCCCAUGAUAAACUACUUGGAUUGAUGGUCCUCACCCCCACCCGCUUUUCAUGUGUUGUGUGCACAGGACUAAUUCCAGUACGUGGACAAAUUGCCCCAACCCUUAUAGUUGUUCUAUUUAUAAUUGGUUAAAGGAUAUUAUUUGUUGUUUUUGUAUGACAGUUUUGCGCCAUGGAAAUUUUAAGUCUUACUUAAAUUCAGUUUGAACCUGUAAUUUUAACACGGAUUGCAACUGCACUCUAAUUUCUCCCAAGAUGUUAUUUAAGUGUAAGGAGUGAAUGGGAACUUUUUUUUGAGAGAAAUACGACUUCCUCUUCUCAGAAAAUGACUAAUUUAGUUGUCCUAUUUGAUGUUACACUGUUUACUGACAGUAAUGUUCAUUUUGGAUACAUCUUGGAACAGAAUAGCGGAAAAAAAUGAUCAAUCUUGUUUUAAAUCACAGAAGGAACGGCCUAGGUAAGUAUUUUCUCAACAGUUUUUGUUAUUGUAUAGUGUUGCGUUUAUGCUGUCAGUUAUGCUUUGCUCUGAAUAUGGGGGGAAAAAUAAAGAUGGCAAUUUGCGAAGUCUUUUUU